Phycodurus eques (leafy seadragon) is the source of this 1349-nucleotide messenger RNA. RefSeq lists its product as uncharacterized. The transcript is spliced from 9 exons. Gene Ontology annotation, biological process: Arp2/3 complex-mediated actin nucleation. Gene Ontology annotation, molecular function: actin filament binding. Gene Ontology annotation, cellular component: actin cortical patch; Arp2/3 protein complex. Bases 126 to 1310 code for a protein of 394 amino acids. The record is from RefSeq and is a predicted model, not a curated record. NCBI's taxonomy places the organism in Eukaryota, Metazoa, Chordata, Actinopteri, Syngnathiformes, Syngnathidae.
GGGAGGAGGCAACGUUGCUGUCGGACUCAAGCCAGCCUCCAAAAUGGGCAGGUCUACCGGGGUCCGAGGUGUGCGGGCGGCGCAGACGAGGUCAGCGACACACCGGAGCUGGGACCGGCAACACGAUGGACGGCGAGGGCAGGAGAGUGGUGGUCUGCGACAACGGCACGGGGUUUGUCAAGUGUGGCUUUGCGGGCUCCAACUUCCCAGACCAUAUCUUUCCCGCCAUGGUGGGUCGUCCAGUCAUUCGAUCCACCACCAAAGUAGGCAACAUCGAGAUCAAGGACUUAAUGGUGGGUGAUGAAGCCAGCGAGUGCCGCUCAUUGCUAGAAGUGGCGUACCCCAUGGAGAAUGGGAUGGUACGCUCCUGGGACGACAUGCUCCACCUGUGGGACCACACCUUUGGACCCGAGAGGCUGGACAUUGAGCCGUCCAAGUGCAAGAUCCUGCUGACGGAACCUCCCAUGAACCCGACGAAGAACCGCGAGAAGAUCGCCGAGGUCAUGUUCGAGAAGUACCAGUUCCACGGCAUCUAUGUGGCCAUCCAGGCCGUGCUCACGCUGUAUGCGCAGGGUCUGCUGACAGGGGUGGUAGUGGAUUCCGGUGACGGCGUCACUCACAUCUGCCCGGUGUACGAGGGCUUCUCCUUGCCGCAUCUGACGCGCAGGCUGGACAUCGCUGGGCGUGACAUCACUCGUUACCUCAUCAAGCUGCUGCUGCUGCGUGGCUACGCCUUCAACCACUCGGCUGACUUUGAGACAGUGCGCAUGCUGAAGGAGAAGUUGUGCUAUGUGGGAUACAACAUCGAACAAGAGCAGCGUCUUGCCACAGAAACCACUUACCUGGUGGAGUCCUACACGCUCCCAGAUGGCCGACAGGUGAUGGUCGGAGGCGAAAGGUUUGGUGCCCCUGAAGCACUCUUCCAGCCUCACCUGAUCAAUGUGGAGGGGGCGGGCGUGGCCGAACUCCUCUUCAACACCAUCCAGGCGGCCGACAUCGACCUCAGGACUGACUUCUAUAAACACAUCGUCCUGUCCGGGGGAAGCACCAUGUACCCGGGCCUCCCGUCCAGACUGGAGCGAGAGGUCAAGCAGCUCUACUUGGAGAGGGUUCUGGAAGGAGACACGCACAAGUUGGCUAAGUUCAAGAUUCGCAUCGAGGACCCCCCGCGCCGCAAACACAUGGUGUUCCUGGGUGGUGCCGUGCUCGCCAACAUCAUGAAGGACAAGGAAUCCUUCUGGCUGACUCGAUCCGAAUACCAGGAGAGCGGCCUCGGCGUGCUGCAGAAACUGCGAGGCGGCGUCAGAUGACAAUGCUGUAAACAAUGUGAAUUUCAAAUAAAAGAUGAC